This is a messenger RNA of Daphnia carinata, 1297 nucleotides long. RefSeq names its product transforming growth factor-beta-induced protein ig-h3-like. Gene Ontology annotation, biological process: cell adhesion; extracellular matrix organization. The transcript has 5 exons. The record is from RefSeq and is a predicted model, not a curated record. Gene Ontology annotation, molecular function: cell adhesion molecule binding. Lineage: Eukaryota; Metazoa; Arthropoda; Branchiopoda; Diplostraca; Daphniidae. Gene Ontology annotation, cellular component: extracellular matrix. The coding region runs from base 51 to 1142 and encodes 363 amino acids.
GCACUAAGCAAGUAAUACCAAUUUAAAAAUUUCUUUUUCAAACGGUGAAAAUGUGGACCGAAAUAGUCACGCUAUUAUGCGUUUUAUAUUCGAUGGAAGCGGUGUUUAUGAUCACGCUACCAUCGGUUGAAGUUGAGAAGAAACUAGAAGAAUUGGGCAAACGCAAGCCCUACCUUAUGCAAUCUCCAAACCAUGCAUCAUCAACGUUGAAAAAUCUAACCGAUGUCGAAAAGGAACUCCAUGGACAAGCUAACGAAGCAAAAAAUCUAGUCGAUUUGGCUGAAUCUCUCAAUUUGACUACUCUUGUUAAAGCAUUGGAACAAACAGGCUUAGAUAAUAUCAUCGAUCAUGAAGGAAAAUAUACUCUAUUUGCACCAACAAAUGAAGCAUUUCUCAACAUACCCAAGUGGGCAAAAGACAUUCCGUUGAAAGAGCUUCUUAGUUUUCAUAUAGCUCGUGGCCUCAUCCACUCAAGUGAUAUUCACAAUGACCUAUUGGCUCGUUCCAUUCUGUCCAAACGGGAUAUUCGCCUCAAUAUUUACAAGAAUGGAGGUGUUGUUACUGCUAAUGGCAGUCCCAUUACUUCGGCGGACUAUACCGCCCACAACGGUGUUCUUCACAUCAUUGAUCGUGUGGUAGUAUCCAUCUACCAGAGAGGUGGUACGAUUGUAAAACAAUUGGCAAGGUGUUCUGCCUUCAAGUCUUUGACCAAGCUAAUUGCUAUUGCUGGACUAAAUGAUGCAUUGCACGCUAAAGGACCUUUCACCCUGUUUGCCCCGUCUGACGAGGCUUUUGCCAAAGUGCCUGCUGAUUGCAUGAAGCAUUUGGUAGAUAAUCCAGAGAUGCUCCGCCAAGUGCUGGUUUAUCACGUCGCCCAUGGAAGCUGGUUUAGCGCUGGUCUUGAAGACGGCAUGUCAUUGGACUCGUUGCAAGAUUCUAAGCUGUCUGUCACCAUUAAAGAAGGUUCUGUUGUUAUUGGCGAUAAAGCUAAGGUGACAGCCCCCGAUGCCAUUGGCAGCAAUGGCGUCAUCCAUUCAAUCGACACGGUGCUUAUACCUCCAUCGGUUGAAAAACAAUUAGCCAAGAUUAUGGCAAAGACAGCCAAAAAACAAAAGAAACUCAUUGGAUCUAACAAAGAUUAAAGUUCAAUGAAUGUGUACUGUACAGUUAAUAUUCCUCAAUUUCUAUAUCGGCUUUUCUCGUUACAGUACACCGAACGUUUAUAGUCUUUUCAUCUCAGGCCUUAUAGCUUCUGCGAUAUCUUGAAUCUGGUAGAAUACACAGUUGAACGACUUAA